Messenger RNA from Naegleria gruberi, 1440 nucleotides. RefSeq lists its product as uncharacterized. Lineage: Eukaryota; Heterolobosea; Eutetramitea; Acrasida; Naegleriidae. The record is from RefSeq and is a predicted model, not a curated record. The coding region runs from base 1 to 1440 and encodes 479 amino acids. The transcript has a single exon.
AUGCAAUACCAUAGCACAAGACUUGGAACUGCAUCUAUCAAUCUCCUAACUGAAGCCAUUGAUGAAACAAUCAAAACAGGAGUCGAGGUUAUGAUAUUCUCCUCUUCAUAUGAGAGUCCAGUUUCAUGUCGUUGCACUUUACGUUGUGGCACUACUUUGUACUUGAAUAAUAUUAGAGUUUACAAUGAUUUUGCUGUUAGUAUUCAACUUGAAGCUUGCAUUGAUAUUGGUACAAUUUCCAAGAUUGGAGUUUGGAUUGGACAUAAGGACUCUGCAACAAUUAGUAAUGGGUCGUAUGUUGAAUUGAUAUCAGAUUGGGUUACUUUGAAUGGUGAAAGUGAAAAGAAAGCUUAUAAUUACCCUGGCUUGUUUCUGGGUUUGUACUCCAACUCAAACAAAUUCCAUAGAAAAUUACAAGCUGUUCGCAGUGAUCAUUGUAAUCUUCCAUUGACACACACCAGAUAUUAUGCUAACAUGGUUACUGGACAUGCCAAGGAGAAAUGUCCUGUUUUUGGUAGAUUCACUGUGGAUCUUUCAAAACCAUUUUCUUUGAGAAGUUUGGCGUUUAUUUAUUAUAGAGAUACCAAUUUGAUUCCAUCUUUACAAAACUUUGAAUCCAAUGCACCUGUUGUCUCAGUCAACACUGUUGAUGGAUUUACCUAUCAUGGUAAAUUUCAACCACUGGGAGAAGAAGGUGGUUGUUUAUCUGAUUUUGGAAUUAAUUCUAGUCUUAUGUGGAAACAUCAUCCAUUUGGUCUUAAGAAUUCCAGAUCCAAGAAUGAAGUCACUAAUCAAUUUAUUGAUAUUAAGGGUGAAUGCUUUCUAUCCCUUGGUGUUUCUGUAUCUUUGAGCACAUUACCAAACACAAAUACCAAUCCAAGUAAUAUUUUACAAAAUACAUAUAACAAAAAUCAAUGUAGUCAACCAACAUUUUUUCAAAUAACAGGUGAUCAAAACGUAGAGCUCCAUCAAAAGACAGACAAGGACUUUGAGACCUUCUUUACAAAAUUUAAAGAUCUGGUUUGUGAUUGUGCUAAUGAUUUGGUUGAUAAAUAUACUGGUGAAUUUUCUGAAUGUGUCAGAAAUUAUGGUAAACUGUAUCAACAUUACGCUGGUGUCAACAUUCAGCUUUUAGUUGAAUCAGUUAUCAACAAUAUUCAAAGUGGUUUGAAUAUGAAUGAUGCAGGUGCACACAUUGAAUUAGUGAAACAACUUGUUGCAGACUUUUUAGGACAUAUGUAUAAUCACUAUUGUGCUUUCAUUACAAAUAUAAACAAUAAUCAAAAUGCAUUGCCUCCAAAGGUUAACCAAUUAAGGAUGAAUUAUUAUGCUAAAACUCAAAAAAUAGCCGACAGUAUUGCAUCAUUCCAUCAAGACUUGGAUAAGAUUUCUAGACGUAUCGAUGCUUAUAAAGAAUGGAGACAAACAAUGAUGGAAUAA